ACUCGCCGGGGAACUAGCCACCAAGGGCGGAGGCAGGGAGGGAGCGACCGAGGCUGGGAGGGGUGUUGGCGAGAGCUCGCGCGCUGUGUAUGGUCUAUCAGAGGCAGCUGACCUUUAAGGAGGAAAUCGCUGCUCUCGGCUCCUUCCUGUAGUAACAGCCGCCGCCACCGCCUCCGCCGCCGCCAGGAGCCCGGGCCGGGAGCGAGCGUCAGCCCCGCAGCCGGACGGCUCUGCGCGACCAGCCCUCUGCUCGCGCUAGGUGAACGGACAUGGCGGGCUGGAUCCAGGCCCAACAGCUGCAGGGAGAUGCGCUUCGCCAGAUGCAGGUGCUGUAUGGGCAGCACUUCCCCAUCGAGGUCCGGCAUUACUUAGCGCAGUGGAUCGAGAGCCAGCCGUGGGAUGCCAUCGACCUGGACAAUCCCCAGGACCGACCCCAGGCCACCCAGCUCCUGGAGGGCCUGGUGCAGGAGCUGCAGAAGAAGGCUGAGCACCAAGUAGGGGAAGAUGGGUUCUUACUGAAGAUCAAGCUGGGGCAUUAUGCCACGCAGCUCCAGAACACGUAUGACCACUGCCCCAUGGAGCUGGUGCGCUGCAUCCGCCAUAUUCUGUACAAUGAACAGAGGCUGGUCCGAGAAGCCAACAAUGGUAGUUCUUCUUCUGGGAUCCUGGUUGAUGCCAUGUCCCAGAAACACCUUCAGAUCAACCAGACACUUGAGGAGCUGCGACUGGUCACACAGGACACAGAGAAUGAGCUGAAGAAGCUGCAGCAGACUCAAGAGUACUUCAUCAUCCAGUAUCAAGAGAGCCUGAGGAUCCAGGCUCAGUUUGCCCAGCUGGCCCAGCUGAACCCCCAGGAGCGUCUGAGCCGGGAGACGGCCCUCCAGCAGAAGCAGGUGUCCCUGGAGGCCUGGCUGCAGCGCGAGGCCCAGACGCUGCAGCAGUACCGCGUGGAGCUGGCUGAGAAGCACCAAAAGACCCUGCAGCUGCUGCGGAAGCAACAGACCAUCAUUCUGGAUGACGAGCUGAUCCAGUGGAAGCGGCGGCAGCAGCUGGCGGGGAACGGAGGGCCCCCCGAGGGCAGCCUGGACGUGCUACAAUCCUGGUGUGAGAAGUUGGCGGAGAUCAUCUGGCAGAACCGGCAGCAGAUCCGCAGAGCUGAGCACCUCUGCCAGCAGCUGCCCAUCCCCGGCCCCGUGGAGGAGAUGCUGGCUGAGGUCAACGCCACCAUCACAGACAUCAUCUCAGCCCUGGUGACCAGCACGUUCAUCAUCGAGAAGCAGCCCCCUCAGGUCCUGAAGACCCAGACCAAGUUCGCAGCCACCGUGCGCCUGCUGGUGGGCGGGAAGCUGAACGUGCACAUGAACCCCCCCCAGGUGAAGGCGACCAUCAUCAGUGAGCAGCAGGCCAAGUCGCUGCUCAAGAACGAGAACACCCGCAAUGAGUGCAGCGGAGAGAUCUUGAACAACUGUUGUGUGAUGGAGUAUCACCAGGCCACAGGCACCCUCAGCGCUCACUUCAGGAACAUGUCGCUGAAGAGGAUCAAGCGCGCUGACCGGCGAGGCGCGGAGUCCGUGACAGAGGAGAAGUUCACGGUCCUGUUUGAGUCUCAGUUCAGUGUUGGCAGCAAUGAGCUUGUGUUUCAGGUGAAGACCCUGUCCCUUCCUGUGGUUGUCAUCGUUCAUGGCAGCCAGGACCACAAUGCUACUGCCACCGUGCUAUGGGACAAUGCCUUUGCUGAGCCGGGCAGGGUGCCGUUUGCAGUGCCUGACAAAGUCCUGUGGCCGCAGCUGUGCGAGGCGCUCAACAUGAAAUUCAAGGCCGAAGUGCAGAGCAACCGGGGCCUGACCAAGGAGAACCUCGUGUUCCUGGCGCAGAAGCUCUUCAACAGCGGUAGCAGCCACCUCGAGGACUACAACGGCAUGUCCGUGUCCUGGUCCCAGUUCAACAGGGAGAACUUGCCAGGCUGGAACUACACCUUCUGGCAGUGGUUCGAUGGGGUCAUGGAGGUGCUGAAGAAACAUCACAAGCCCCAUUGGAAUGACGGGGCCAUCCUAGGUUUUGUGAAUAAGCAACAGGCCCAUGACCUGCUCAUCAACAAGCCCGACGGCACCUUCUUGUUGCGCUUUAGCGACUCAGAAAUAGGGGGCAUCACCAUUGCCUGGAAGUUUGACUCUCCUGACCGUAACCUGUGGAAUCUGAAGCCGUUCACCACGCGGGACUUCUCCAUCCGGUCCCUGGCCGACCGGCUGGGGGACCUGAGCUAUCUCAUCUACGUGUUUCCCGACCGGCCCAAGGAUGAGGUCUUCUCCAAGUACUAUACUCCUGUGCUCGCUAAAGCAGUGGACGGAUACGUGAAGCCACAGAUCAAGCAAGUGGUCCCUGAGUUUGUGAGCGCCUCUGCGGACUCUGCCGGGAGCAGUGCCACCUACAUGGACCAGGCCCCCUCCCCAGCCGUGUGCCCCCAGGCUCAUUAUAACAUGUACCCACAGAACCCUGACCCCGUCCUCGACCAGGAUGGAGAAUUCGACCUGGAUGAGACCAUGGAUGUGGCCCGGCACGUGGAGGAACUCUUACGACGCCCUAUGGACAGUCUGGACCCCCGCCUCUCCCCGCCUACGGGGCUCUUCACCUCUGCCAGAGGCUCGCUCUCGUGAAUGUUUGUUUGAACCCUGCACUUCUCUUUGGAAACGUGCAGGGUUCAUAUUCAUUGUGGUUUUGUUUCUGUAUCGCUGUGCAUAUUGAUGCCUUUGCCGGCAGCACGUGUCCACAUGCAUAUGCGCACGUUUGUGUACAAGGUG
Molecule: messenger RNA, 2798 nt
Organism: Globicephala melas (long-finned pilot whale)
Lineage: Eukaryota; Metazoa; Chordata; Mammalia; Artiodactyla; Delphinidae
Product: signal transducer and activator of transcription 5A
Biological process (GO): response to peptide hormone; regulation of cell population proliferation; cytokine-mediated signaling pathway
Molecular function (GO): DNA-binding transcription factor activity, RNA polymerase II-specific; RNA polymerase II cis-regulatory region sequence-specific DNA binding
Source: RefSeq, a predicted model, not a curated record